Molecule: messenger RNA, 1620 nt
Organism: Poeciliopsis prolifica (blackstripe livebearer)
Lineage: Eukaryota; Metazoa; Chordata; Actinopteri; Cyprinodontiformes; Poeciliidae
Product: zinc finger protein 615-like
Exons: 2
Coding region: 87-929 (280 amino acids)
Source: RefSeq, a predicted model, not a curated record
AGAGGAAAGAAGAAAAAAAGAAGACUUUCUGAUAUCGCUAGUAGAGUUAGCUUUAAUGUGCUGAAUAUUUGUGUUUCCACACAACAAUGUCUUUAUCCGAGUCUUUGAGAGACUUUAUCAAGGAGCGACUGACCGCUGCCGCUGAGGAAAUAUUCACGGAGUUUGAUAAAACCAUCGUGCGGUACGAGGAAGAGCUGGACCGCCAGCGGAGGCUGCUGGAAAUCUGCUGGAACCCCCGAAUAAAGUUACACAGAAUAGACCUUUCAGAAAUGUUCAUUAAGCAGGAGAAUCUUUCUAAUUUGGACCGAGGAGAAUCAGAACUUCUCGGACUGAACCAGGAAGAUCCAGGACCUCAGCAGAUGUAUGAGAACCAUAGUGAUCUGCACCCGCUCCUUGUAAAAACGGAACAAGAUGAACCAGAACAUCCACAGAUACAGAUUGAACCGUUUGAUCUGAAGCAGGAGGCUGAUACCUUCAUAGAAAAUCCUGACUGUGACGAGCGAAACCUCAGACAAACUGUACCAAACUUCGACCAGCUCAACAUCCAGUUCUCUUCUGAAAAUGAGAACCAAAACCAGGAAAGAAGCGGCAAUGAAGACUCUGGAUCAACUACAGAUGCUAAACUGAGACAAAUUAAAAGGCAUCAGAAAACCAGAAAGCACUGUGACUAUAUAGACAAACCAAAAGUAGAGAAACAGAAGAAAAGACGGAUGAAGGAGAACUUGUGGGAUGGUAAAGAUUUUCACACAACUCAUACCAGCGAGAGACCUUUCUCGUGUCUGACAUGUGGGAAACAGUUUGAAAAUCGUGGAAAUUUAACUUCGCACACUAAAAUUCACUCAAGUCACAAACCUCACUUGUGUAUGACAUGUGGAAAAAGGUUCACUGAAAAAAAUCUGCUAAUGUGUCACAUGCAAACACACAGCUGAGAAACCGUUUUCAUGUAUAACGUGGAAAAUGCUUCAACAAUAGUGGAAAUUUAUCUCGGCACACUAAAAUUCAUUCAGGCAAAAGGCCUCAUUUGUGUAUGACGUGUGGAAAAACGUUCCUUCGAAAAUUUCAACUCAUGAGUCACAUUCAAAUUUAUACAGGUGAGAAGGCGUUCUCAUGUAAGAUCUGUGGAAGAUGCUUCAACACUAGAGGAAGUUUAUCUCGGCACAAAAAAAUUCACUCAGGCCACAAGCCUCACUUGUGUGUAACGUGUGGAAAAAGGUUUAUUCAAAAAUGUAAUUUAACUACUCACAUAAAAACACACAAGUGAGAGGCUGUUUUCAAGAUCUGUGGAAAACUUUCCUGCAAUGUAGUAAUUUGCAUUGUUUGUGAAAAAGGUAGACCAUUUAAGUGUCUCAGGCAGUACAUUUUUGUCAGACGACGUACUGACAUGACUGAGAUUUGUUUGUGUUUAACAGCGGAUUUUGGUCACACUGGUUCUGAGCUGUUGUGUUGUUUGAGUUGUGUUGUAAAGUUGCAAAACUCCAAUAAAAAAAAAAAGGAUUUUGUGACGCAAGGGCGCCGCCAGGAUUCUUGGGCCCCAUGACAAAAAAUGUAACCUCCCCCCCCCAAACUGCUGUUACAGUUUCUUGAGUCUAUCUCAGCCAUAUAAAGUGUCACAAUUUUCAA